Messenger RNA from Penicillium daleae, 600 nucleotides. RefSeq lists its product as uncharacterized. NCBI's taxonomy places the organism in Eukaryota, Fungi, Ascomycota, Eurotiomycetes, Eurotiales, Aspergillaceae. The record is from RefSeq and is a predicted model, not a curated record. The transcript has a single exon. Bases 1 to 600 code for a protein of 199 amino acids.
AUGGGCUAUAUCGGCCACUCGGUCAAGAUCUCUGGAGAUCCCUCAUCUGAUGCCGCUCGCAUUCAAGCGUCUCUUGCUGACAGACAAUCCGGCGAAUUCUUCAUUGCGGAUGCAAAUUGUGGCCUCACAGUUGAAACUGCGCUCCGCAUGCUACGACUCCUCCCAAAAGGGUUGGAUUUCGUCUUAGAAGCGCCUUGUGCCACGUAUCGGGAAUAUGUGUCUCUCCGACGCAGAGCCAAUAUUCCAAUUCGUAUUUACGAGCUGGCAAUAUCUGAGCCUUCGAUUAUACAACUUAUCGCCGAUGACGCCGCAGAGGGAAUUGGAAUCAAAAUCACCAAGAAUGGUGGGCUAACCAAAUCUCGCCGUAUACGAGAUAUAUGUCUGGCAGCUGGGUACACCUUCAGUGUUCAGGAUACCGUCGGUUCGGAUAUUGCUUUUGCUGCUAUUGUUCAUCUUGGUCAAACAGAGCCGGAGAAAUUCUUGCGCUGUGUUCUCGAGACCCGCGAUAUGGUGACGCUGAAGACGGCGGAUGGUCCAUUCAACGUUGAAGGAGGCCGUAUCACAGCGCCUAAUGUGCCGAGUGGACCUACGAUCAGUUAA